UGUGAAAAGGAAUUUAAAGUCCUUUUAUUCGCAUCAUCAUUUCUUCCUCUCUUGCUAUCUCUUGUCUCUGUCUAUUAAUCGCAGUAUCCAUUCUCUUUCCUAUUCAUGGCUUCUUCUUCUUCUUCUUCUUCUUCUUCUUCUUGUCAUUUGAUGUAUCAAGUUUUCUUGAGCUUCAGAGGUGAAGACAAGCGCCUUAACUUCACCAGCCAUCUCCUCAAAACUCUGAAAGACACUGGCAUGAACGUCUUCUUCGAUGAAGAUAAGCUGGAGAAAGGGGAGCAGCUUUCACAGGCACUGUCCCAAGCAAUAGCAUCCUCAAAUCUCUCAAUAGUCGUCUUGUCUGUCGACUAUGCUUCUUCCAAAUCAUGCUUAGCCGAACUCUGUGACAUCAUGGGUCGCAAGGGAACUCAACAACAUACUGUUCUUCCCAUCUUUUACCAUGUUGAUCCUUCUCAUGUCCGAAACAUUGGUGGAAGUUUUAAGGCAUCCUUUGAAGAGCAUGAAUCGAAUAGGCCACUUGAUGAAGUGAAUCGAUGGAGAGAUGCCUUCGUUGAAAUCGGCAAAUUAAAAGGGUGGCAUAUACAAGGCGGCAAACUCGAUAGAUCUGAGGCUGAAUACAUCGAAGAUGUCGUUGAGUAUGCCAUAAAAGAAUUGAAUAGUAAGUCUAAAAGUGUUACUACAGAAUUAGUUGGAAUAGAUGAUCAGAAAAAAAAGAUCUUGCAGCUAAUCGAGGAAGAAGAUAGUCGAAUAAUAGGACUUUGGGGAAUGAGUGGUAUUGGCAAGACUACCCUUGCUGAAGGUGUCUAUAAUGAAAUCUCUCCAAAGUUUCAAUGUCGUUGCUUCCUUCAAGAUGUUAGAGAGAAAAUAAAAAAACAGGGGAAGGAAUCUUUACGAAAUGAACUUCUUUCCGAACUAUUGAACUCGAAAACAUGUGUAGACACCCCCUCCAUAAGAUCCGUCUUAACCCAACAGAGGCUCAAUAAUAUAAAAGUAAUCGUCGUCCUUGAUGAUGUUGGUGACUCAGAGCAGAUAGAUCUUAUGGGUGUAAAACAUUUUGGUGAUGGAAGUAAAAUUAUCAUAACAUCCAGAAAUAGGCAAGUACUUACGAAUGGAGGAGCUAACAAAAUACAUAAGGUGAUUAAGUUAAACGAGGAUGACUCUCUUCAACUCUUUUCUACAUUUGCAUUUAAGUCGUUGAAUCCUGCUCCUGAUUUUCGAGAUCUAUCGAAUAAUUUUUUGCGGUACGCCCAAGGCAGUCCACUUGCUCUUAAAGUUUUGGGUUCUAAACUUCAUAAAAAGUCUAGAAAAGAGUGGGAAAGUGAGGUGGACAAGCUCAAGGAAUAUGCAAAAACAAAGAUUUCACAGAUUUUGAUGAGUAGUUUUGACGAGUUGGAUGAACAAGAGAAGAAUAUAUUUCUUGAUAUAGCAUGCCUCUUGAAAGGGGAAUCCAAGAAAGAAGUAGAAGAAAUUCUAAGUUGCUUAUAUGAGGGUGCAAUGUGUGGAAUAAGCGAUUUGCUUGAUAAGUGUCUAAUUGAAGUGGAUUCCAAUGGGGUGAUUUGUAUGCAUGAUAUGCUUGAAGAGAUGGGAAAAUACAUUGUUCGCCGAGAAUCUAAAGAUCCUGGAGAGCGCAGUAGGUUAUGGAGUCUUAAAGACAUGAUCCAAGUGCUCAAAUAUAAUAAAGUGAAUAAAUCAAUUGAAGGAAUAAAGCUUUUCGUGAGUCGACUUGAAGACCAGCUGUUACUAUAUUCUAGUUUUGAGAAGAUGCAUAAUCUUAGAUAUAUCAUCCUUUAUACAUGUUCGUUCUCUGUUACCAGUGUAUCUUUUUCUGAUGAGCUAAGGUAUCUUCAUUGGGACUUUUGUCCCUUGAAAUGCUUAUCAUCAAAUUUUAACCCAAAGAAUCUUGUUGUGUUGAAACUAAGAGAGAGCUUCAUAGAACAACUUUGGAAGGAAGAUCAUCAGGAUCUUGUUAAUUUAAAGUCAAUUGACCUUUCUGGUUGCAAGAGUCUGAGGAAGAUCCCUAAUCUAUCAGGAGCCAUCAACCUUCAAAGCCUUUGCUGCAAUGGGUGCGCAAAUUUGGUUGAACUACUUUCCCUUGACCAGUUGGUAUCUCUUGAAAGCCUUGACCUUGCUGGUUGCAAGAGUCUGGGGAAGAUCCCUAAUCUAUCAGGAGCCACCAAGCUUCAAAGCCUUUGCUGCAAUGGGUGUGCAAAUUUGGUUGAACUACUUUCCCUCGACCAGUUGGUAUCUCUCGAAUGCCUUGACCUUUCUGGUUACAAGAGUCUGGUGAAGAUCCCUAAUCUAUCAAGAGCCAUCAACCUUCAAAGCCUUUGCUGCAAUGGGUGUGCAAAUUUGGUUGAACUACUUUCCCUCGACCAAUUUGUAUCUAUUGAAUGCCUUGACCUUUCUGGUUGCAAGAGUCUGGUGAAGAUCCCUAAUUUAUCAGGAGCCAUCAAGCUUCAAAGCCUUUGCUGCAAUGGGUGUGAAAGUUUGGUUGAACUACCUUCCCUCAACCAGUUUGUAUCUCUUGAAAUCCUUGACCUUUCGGGUUGCAAGAGUUUGGGGAAGAUCCCUAAUCUAUCAGGAGCCAUCAAGCUUCAAAGCCUUUGCUGCAAUGGGUGUGCAAAUUUGGUUGAACUACUUUCCCUCAACCAGUUGGUAGCUCUUGAAAGCAUUGACCUUGCUGGUUGCAAGAGUCUGGGGAAGAUCCCUAAUCUAUCAGGAGCCAUCAACCUUCAAAGCCUUUGCUGCAAUGGGUGCGCAAAUUUGGUUGAACUACUUUCCCUCGACCAGUUGGUAUCUCUUGAAAGACUUGACCUUUCUGGUUGCAAGAGUCUGAGGAAGAUCCCUAAUCUAUCAGGAGCCAUUAAGCUUCAAAGCCUUUGCUGCAAUGAGUGUGCAAAUUUGAUUGAACUACUUUCCCUCAACCAGUUGGUAUCUCUCGAAAGCCUUGACCUUUCUGGUUGCAAGAGUCUGGGGAAGAUCCCUAAUCUAUCAGGAGCCAUCAAGCUUCAAAGCCUUUGCUGCAAUGGGUGUGAAAGUUUGGUUGAAUUACCUUCCCUCGACCAGUUGGUAUCUCUUGAAAGCCUUGACCUUUCUGGUUGCAAGAGUCUGGGGAAGAUUCCUAAUCUAUCAGGAGCUAUCAAGCUACAAAGCCUUUGCUGCAAUGGGUGUGCAAAUUUGGUUGAACUACUUUCCUUCAACCAGUUGGUAUCUCUUAAAAGCGUUGACCUUGCUGGUUGUAAGAGUCUGGGGAAGAUCCCUAAUCUAUCAGGAGCCACCAAGCUUCAAAGCCUUUGCUGCAAUGGGUGUGCAAAUUUGGUUGAACUACCUUCCCUCAACCAGUUGGUAUCUCUCGAGUGCCUUGACUUUUCUGGUUGCAAGAGUCUGAGGAAGAUCCCUAAUCUAUCAGGAGCCAUCAAGCUUCAAAGCCUUUACUGCAAUGGGUGUGAAAGUUUGGUUGAACUACCUUCCCUCGAUCAGUUGGUAUCUCUUGAAAGCCUUGACCUUUCGGGUUGCAAGAGUUUGGGGAAGAUCCCUAAUCUAUCAGGAGCCAUCAAGCUUCAAAGCCUUUGUUGCAAUGGGUGUGCAAAUUUGGUUGAACUACUUUCCCUCGACCAGUUGGUAUCUCUUGAAAGCCUUGACCUUUCUGGUUGCAAGAGUCUGGUGAAGAUCCCUAAUCUAUCGGGAGUCAUCAAGCUUCAAAGCCUUUGCUGCAAUGGGUGUGAAAGUUUGGUUGAACUACCCUCCCUCAACCAAUUGGUAUCUCUUGAAAGCCUUGACCUUUCUGGUUGCAAGAGUUUGGGGAAGAUUUCUAAUCUAUCAGGAGCCAUCAAGCUUCAAAGCCUUUGCUGCAAUGGGUGUGCAAAUUUGGUUGAACUACUUUCCCUCAACCAGUUGGAAUCUCUUGAAAGCCUUGACCUUUCUGGUUGCAAGAGUCUGAUGAAGAUCCCUAAUCUAUCAGGAGCCAUCAAGCUUCAAAGCAUUUGGUGCAAUGGGUGUGAAAGUUUGGUUGAACUAUCUUUCCUCAACCAGUUGGUAUCUCUUGAAAGCCUUGACCUUUCUGGUUGCAAGAGUCUGGGGAAGAUCCUUAAUCUAUCAGGAGCCAUCAAACUUCAAAGCCUUUGCUGCAAUGGUUGUGAAAAUUUGGUUGAACUAUUUUCCCUCAACCAGUUGGUAUAUCUUGAAAGCCUUGACCUUUCUGGUUGCAAGAGUUUGGUGAAGAUCCCUAAUCUAUCAGGAGCCAUCAAGCUGCAAUGGGUGUGAAAUUUUGGUUGAACUACCUUCCCUCAACCAGUUGGUAUCUCUUGAAAGCCUUGACCUUUCUGGUUGCAAGAGUCUGGGGAAAAUCCCUAAUCUAUCAGGAGCCAUUAACCUUUAAUCACUUAAGUGAUAUUACUGUAUAAGUUUGGUUGAACUACCUUGGCUCAACCAUUUGGCAUAUCUUAAAGAGCUUAGGCUAGAGGAAUGUCAUAAU
Messenger RNA from Hibiscus syriacus, 4474 nucleotides. Its product is annotated as disease resistance protein TAO1-like. Gene Ontology annotation, molecular function: ADP binding. The transcript is spliced from 4 exons. Lineage: Eukaryota; Viridiplantae; Streptophyta; Magnoliopsida; Malvales; Malvaceae. The record is from RefSeq and is a predicted model, not a curated record. Gene Ontology annotation, biological process: signal transduction; defense response. Bases 106 to 4263 code for a protein of 1385 amino acids.